This is a messenger RNA of Schistosoma spindalis, 1782 nucleotides long. The record is from the annotation of a GenBank genome assembly. NCBI's taxonomy places the organism in Eukaryota, Metazoa, Platyhelminthes, Trematoda, Strigeidida, Schistosomatidae.
AUGGAGAAAAUUGCGCAAAUUCCAAGGGUGGCGGUUCUGCUCAUGACGACUCUUGCUCCAAACAGUGUAUACCAGACUCUAUUUACUGGACAAAACCAAGUUUAUACAAACUCAAGUGGUGAGGUCCUCAUGAAUCUGGACAUUUCUAAUGCACAUGAAAAUCCAGGAGCGGACUCAUAUGUUCAACAAGUUUGCUCCGUUGUUAUUAGCCAAGAAAAUCCAAUUACUACUGAAGUACAAAGUGAACUUAAGGUCUCUGAAUCUAUUUCUUCUGGUCCAGUGGGACGUUUCGAAUGUAACUACUGCCAUAAGAAUUACUUUUCUGAAUCCAAUCUCCAACUUCAUUUGGAUGUUGCUCAUCGUGGUUUACGUCGUUUUCAGUGUAACUUUUGCGGCAAAACUUAUGCUAAAGGUUUCCUUCUAAAAGCUCAUGUGAAAAGUGUUCAUGAAAAUAUUCGUGAUGUGACGUGCACUAUAUGUCAAAAAGCUUUUUCUAAACGAUCUGUGAUGCGCAGGCAUAUGAAAUCGGUUCAUGCAGAGAAAAAAGAUUUCCAUUGUAAUCUAUGUCAAAAACAGUUUACAGAAAAAAAGAAUCUUCAGAUGCAUAUAAAUGCAUUGCAUAAAGGUCUACGACCCCAUCAAUGUGAUGAUUGUCUCAAAGAGUUUGCUCGGAAGUGCGAUUUGUUAAGACAUUCAAAUUCAGUUCAUCGUGAUUCCAAACCUUACAUGUGCCCGUUAUGUAAUAAAGGGUUUCCACAGAAAUGGUAUUUUGAACGUCAUGUGGCUUCUGUCCAUAAAAAGACUCCAUUUCCAAUAUCUUUUAUGGUGCCACGACAACAAACCCAACAACAGCAUCAAACUUUACAAACUCAACAAGAACAACAGCAAAUACAAGAAAUGUUACAGCAACAACAACAGGAACAACAACAACAGCAACAUCAAUUAAUUCAUCAUCAGCAGGAACAACAGCAACAACAACAACUGACAGUCCUUCAAACUCAACCUCAUUCUCAACAAGUCAACUUACCUAUGGGCACUAUAAUUGCUACACCUGGCUCUGUUCAGAAUGCAAUGCCUUCUGGUACACAGGUAAUGAUGGUUGCUCCUGGAGUAAAUAUGCCUAUGCCAGCAUUUUUCUUUCAACCACAACAAGCUACUCCAUUCGCAAAUACUAUUACUAUGAAUCCACACACAGCAGUUCUCCCGACAAGUACUAAUUCACUAUUUCGUUCCAAUUGUGCUACAACCUCAGCAACAUUCAUCACUUCUCCUUUUGGUGUUAGUCAUUUGCCUGUGAAACCAAUAACUUUUAAUUCAGCACAAAUAGCUGUUACUGCUCCUUCAACUCCGUCGCCUUCUAGACCAUCAAAAGAAUAUCAAUGUGCAACUUGCUCCAAAGUGUAUCCUCGACGUCAAAGUUUGCAAGCUCAUAUAAUACAAGUACAUACAGAUAAAAAGCCAUAUGAAUGUAAUGUAUGUCAUAAGGGUUUUGUUCGUCGUUGGGAUUUUUAUCGUCAUGUGAACUCUGUCCAUCAUGAUAAUGCAACAACUGCUAUUGGCAAUGAUAAAUUAGAAGAAUAUGUAGCAUGGAUGCGUGGACGUCGAUCAUCGUUGGAUAUUAGCUGGGAAUGUUUAAAUGCUGUUCGACCUGAUUUAACAAGAGUCAAAAUAGAAGGACAACCGCAAACUUCACAAAUGACACCGAAACCAGAACAAAUGAAUCAUUACCUCAUAGGAUCAGAUGUUACAGCUGUUGAUACAUCAGAUAUAAAUAAUUUAUGA